Leptopilina boulardi is the source of this 3320-nucleotide messenger RNA. RefSeq lists its product as uncharacterized. Gene Ontology annotation, biological process: engulfment of apoptotic cell; phosphatidylserine exposure on apoptotic cell surface; apoptotic process involved in development. The record is from RefSeq and is a predicted model, not a curated record. Gene Ontology annotation, cellular component: plasma membrane. Bases 749 to 2353 code for a protein of 534 amino acids. The transcript has 5 exons. NCBI's taxonomy places the organism in Eukaryota, Metazoa, Arthropoda, Insecta, Hymenoptera, Figitidae.
UGAAUUUGGCGCCGCAAUGAUUAUGAGUCGUAAAAAAAUAGUUUAUUAAUUAAUUCAAAAAGAAAUUGUUUCUAUGUUAAUUUAUUUUAAUUUUUAAUAAUAUUUUGUGAUUUAUGAAGCAUUAAGUGAAGUUUGUAGUGAAACACAUUAUAAAAUAUUGAAGAUCGCAGAGGCAGAAAGAUAGGUUAUCUUUUUGAUUAUACUGGUAUAUAGUUGGUCAGUGAAUAUCUGUGACACGAACACACUUCUCCGUUCACUUUCAUCCCCUCUCUCUCUCUCACACACACACACACUCUCAUUACAUUCUUUUCUUUUUUGUAUUAUCUUCUAAUUGUUACACUUCUAGAAGAGAGAAAAGAGAAUAUCAGAAAGAAACUGACCGAACAGUCAGCAUUCAGCAAGUCAGUGUAUGUUUCAUGUUUGAACGAACGAGUGCUUUAUAUUUUAUUAUGAUUUUCAUGUACGGUACGUGUGUUAUCUCUAGCAAUCAUAAAGUCUAAAUCUGAUAAAUAUGAAGUUAUUUAGAAAAAAGACACGUAUGAUAAGAUCAAGUGAUUAAUAUUUGAACAUUAAAAUCAAGAGACAUUUCAAUUUGUUUUGGAAAAAAAAAAAGUGAUCAGAAUGCAAGAAUUGGAAAGACAUGAAAGAAGAAAGAUGAUCUUGUAUUACUGUUAUUAGAAAGAAUAAAAUAUAUUUUGAUAUUCUUAUUAUAUUGAGGAGGGAAAAGAAAGUCAUAAAUUUUGAAAAGAUGACUGAAGAAACAGAAUCAAAUCAUUCAGUAUGCCGAGAGAAGCCAACACAUUGUCUCAAGAUUCCACUCAAAUCAACGGAGCAGAUUUAUUUAACUUUUUUAAUUCCAACAUUGUUGAGUUGCAUUCUUUAUGUGUUGAAUUUUUCCGCUGAUUUAGUGGUGGCUAUACAACAUUUUCGCGAAGACAAUCCAAUUUGGGGAUGUUGUACACUUGCAAUUAUAUAUUUACCUGCACUCGUUUAUUUUAUAUUGACGGUAUCAAGACCCGACUGGUGGAUGACCGAUGAUGAUAAAGUAACGAAAGGUGCUCUUUCAUGGUUUGCACUUCAACUGUGCCAUUUAAUUGCUUUCCCACUCUUCGCACUAUAUAGAUAUGCCGGACUAAUAGUUUUAAUCGUCGAUGCCAUCAUGCUUUCUGGAAUUGAAAGAAAAAAAACUUUAAAUUUGGCAGCUGCACCAGCUGCCAUGGAACUGUAUUUUUUUCUUCAAGCCUGGUUCCAAGCUGCACCGCAAGCAGUUCUUCAAACACAUUUACUCUUCAGAGAAAGAACAGUUGAAAGAUCUCAGCAAUCUGCUCUUACAUUUACAGAGGCAGUUCAGAUUCUUUGUAUCAUCGUCUCCAUUGGAAUAAUGGCUAUGAAAACAAUGUCAUUCCAGAGGUACGAGAGUCAACGUGUAAACGGCAGAAAAUUACCUUGGGCAUUGUGGUUGAAAAAAUAUAGAAUACAAGAAUUAAAUAGUUUUGAGGAAAAAGCUCCAUUACAUGCAGCAUCGCCUUCUUUAACCAAAGAAUCAAAUCCUUCUCUCGCUGACAAUUCACAGCAAUCAAACGAUGAGAAUUCAAAUAGUAGACGUUCAGAAUCGCGUGUCGUGUUGGAACGACAGAUUUCAACGACCCCACCGCUUCCGCCAAAAAACGCUCCCUUAAUUCCACCUCCAACACCAUUACGAAGAAUUACAUCGUUCACGCCAAUUCCAGUGCCCGAUAUGCCAGCACCACCAAGACCAGAUUCAAUUAUUAAUAAUGAAUCGUCAAUGACAACAAGAUCACCACAAGAAUUAAAUGAAAAACCAUCCGAGCGACUUUCAACAUUAAUUAUACCAAAACGAAUACAAUCGACCAAAGGACUUGAUGAGGAUGAUGCUAUUGGAAAAUUUGUCUCCUUUCUCUGGUGGUUUCUCUUUAUAUUGCCACGCGUCAUUUCUAUAGCAAUAUUUUUCGAAUCAUUUCCAUUCUAUUUAUUGGGCAUUUUGACUGUUCACUAUGCAUUAAUGCUUACUUAUUUAUUUUAUUAUGCAAAAUAUCAAGAUGCCACGACUAUUUUCGUUAAUUUGUGGCUGGGAUUAGUUUAUAUUUUCAGUAUGAUUGAAUAUAGAAUUAAAUUUAAAUACGCUGACAAAUGGAUAGCUUCGUAUUGCACAUUUGUCAUGUUACAAAAUAUUGCCUUGACAAUUAUUUGGUUCUAUUAUGGUGAAUGGACAGGAUUUUGGUAUACGUACGCGUUUGGUAUAACAUUUAUUAGUAUGGGUCUUUGUAUUUCGUCGUCGGCCAUUUAUUACACGUUAUUUAAACCCGGAAAACGAAGAGUGUACGCUAGUUAAAUUAACAAAAAAAAAAAAAAAAAAAAGAGGAAGAAAAAUGUACAUCGAACAAAAAUAUAUUCUAAAAUUUAGAAUAUAUACUUGGCACCUUUUUUUAAUGUUUCAAUACCAUUUAUAUUCUUAAAAUAUUGAAAAAAAAUGGUUACAUGGUUGUCAAGUAUAUAUUUUUAAUUUCAGAAUAUUUUUUUCCGUGUAUAUUUUAUGAGUCAUGAAUAUUUUCAAAAAAUUCAUAGUCAAAUUUCUAUUUAAUCAAAAUUUAUGUCGAAUUUGUAUUUAACGAACAUUUCUAUUUUCAUUGAAUUUUUAUUUAGUGAAAAUUUCUAUUUAGCAAAAUAGACAUUUUUCUCUUUAUAAUAGAAUAAGGAAAAAUCGGAAUAGAAACAUUCGUUUAAAAAGAAUUCAAUCUAAUGAAAAUUCUACCUUAUUAAAAAAAAAACGGAUAAACAGAAAUUCGUCUUUAUAAAUUUUGAGUCACUGAAAAUUUUAUAUAAUGAAUUCUUGAAUAUUCAUGCGCUUCGUGGUUUGUGUGUAAUUUUUUAUACUGUCCGCGUAAGGACACUAAUCGACUGAAUGGAAUAAGUGUUUAUUAUGUAUUUAACUCGCAAUAUUGAGGCUGAAUUAACGAUGCAAAACAGCCAAAAAAAAUCAAAGGUUAAAAUUUUGUUUUUCUUUAUAAAUAUCUAUAUAAAUAUUUAAAUCAAAUCUAUUGGUGAAAAUAACAAAUUAGAAAGAAAAAAGCAAAAAAAAAAAAAAUUAACGAAAUUGUUCGUUGUGAAAUAAAAUAUAUUUUUUUUUAAUUUAAAAAAUUGUAAUUUAAAAUUUAAUUAAAAUUGAAAUAAGCAAAAUAUUGUUAAUUUGAAAAAGAAAACUCAUAAAUUUCGAUCAUGUGAAAUUGAAAAUAAAUCCUAAAUUUUUUAUUUAGGAAUUUCAACAAGUCUGAAUAAUAAUUAAUAUAAGUUUUCUGUCA